GUGGAGGCACACUCAACAGCACGAGAGAGCGAGAGAGGACUUGCAAGCUUGGCUGUGCUUCAGUUUGUCAUCACCCGGGCGGCAGGGCGGCAGCAAGCGAGCGAGCAUCGAGCGAACCGAACCAAUCCGAGCAACAUCGGAACAGGACAGUACCGGACGGCUUCGCAAAUUGACAUUAAAGAGGACCCUUUUUCCUUCCAACCUUUUUCUUUAAUCUUUUUUUGUUUUUGUUUUUUAACUUCCCAACGUCUUUUUUAACGUCCGGCGUCCACUUGCUCUAAAGAACCGGAACCUUCUCGACUACAUCCUUGCAGAACCUGGGACGUGAUGCGGACCUCCGCCGAGUAACGAACGGGUGAACUGAACCGAACCGAACCGGUCACGACACUUGCAAAAAGUGGACUUAAUUGUGAGCGGAAUAUUCUCUUGGCUCCGUUUGGAUUUCAAGUACUUUUCAUUCCUCACCCGAGUGGAUUUUAUCCGAUUUUUCUUCUUUUUCGCACUCCUUGAGUUCCGGAGUGGACUCCGGGGACGAGCGGAGCCUGUAGCCGGGCUGGAGAGCUCCAAGCUGGGCUACCGCGCGGCGGUCACCCGCUCCAGAGUAAUGGCUGCAUCGAGGCGGCACUUCCUGCUCUGCCUGGCGGCGACACUAUUGUCGUGGUGCAACGCUGCGCCGACUGACAUCCUCUACCGGGUCCCCGAAGAGCAGCCACCUAAUACCCUGGUGGGCAGCCUGGCGGCGGACCGCGGGCUCCCUGACAGUGGGCACCUCUACAAGCUGGAGGUGGGCUCCCCCUACCUCCGUGUGGAUGGGAAGACGGGUGACAUCUACACUACCGAGAUCCCCAUCGACCGUGAGACCCUCAGGGACUGCCGCAACCUCUUUGAGGAAGACAAGUGCUACCUGGAGUUCGAGGUGUCCAUCACGGACAUGGUGAAAGGCAUCGGAUCGGGGCCUCGCCUCAUCGAAGGCCGCAUCGAGGUUCUGGACAUCAACGAUAACACGCCCCAGUUCUCCUCGCCCAUCCUCACCCUGGCUAUCCCAGAAAACACCCAUGUGGGCGCCCUGUUCUCCAUCCCCAUGGCGACCGAUCGCGACGCCGCCAGCAACGGCGUUGCAGAGUACUCCCUGAGCACAGGACCCGACGCCGAGCAACUCUUCGGACUGCAGGUGGCGGUGGACACGGACGAGAAGCUGCCUCAGCUGGUGGUCAUGGGGAACCUGGACCGUGAGAAGAAGGACUCGUAUGACCUGAAUGUUCGGGUGGUGGACGGUGGCCGGCCGGCCAGGGCCAGCAGCGCCCUGCUCCGGGUGAUUGUCACCGAUCAGAAUGACAAUGCGCCAAAGUUUGAAAGGAGUCACUACGAUGCUGAGCUGGUGGAGAACAGCCCUCUGGGGCACUCCGUGCUACAGGUCCGCGCCAAUGACGCUGACAUGGGCACCAACGGCGAGAUCGACUACAGCUUGCACCAGAUGUCCGAGGCAGUACAGAGACUUCUGCGCAUCGACCGUUCCACUGGAAUCAUCUACGUAAAAGGCAUGGUGGACCGCGAGGAGGAGAGCUUCCUCAAAUUCUUUGUCGUGGCCAAAGACCGAGGGCCAAACACCAAGAGCUCCAAAGUCCUGGUGACCAUCAACGUCCGGGACCAGAAUGACAAUGCUCCCACCAUCGAGAUCCGUGGUAUCGGCCUUGUAACGCACCAGGACGGAAUCGCCAACAUUUCCGAGGACAUGCCAGUAGACACUGCAGUGGCAUUGGUCCAGGUGUCGGACCGCGACGAGGGGGAGAAUGCGAUCGUGACGUGUGUGGUGGCCGGCGAUGUCCCAUUCCAGCUGCAGCCUUUGGGUGAGUCCAGCAAUGACCGUAAAAGGAAGUACUUCCUGCAGACCACGACGGUGCUGGAUUACGAGCGAGUGAAGGAUUACAGGAUUGAGAUUGUGGCAGUGGAUUCCGGCAACCCUGCUUUGUCCAGCACCAACUCCCUAAAAGUGCAGGUCACUGACAUGAACGACAACACGCCCACUUUCUCCCCAGCCAUUGUAGAAGUGAACUUUGCUGAGGGGAACCACCCUGGCGACAAGGUACUACAGGUGGCGGCCACCGACGCCGACAGUGGCAGCAAUGCCGAGCUGGUGUACAGCAUCGUGGAGCGCUCUGCCACUGCGCUCUUCGAAAUUGAUGGCAGCAGCGGCGAAGUUCGAGUCAAAAAUCUGCUGGACCGUGAGAAGACAGAGCGCUACGAGUUCCGCGUGGCGGCGGCCGACAAGGGUGUCCCGAGCAAAACCGGCACAGCGACAGUAGUGAUUAACGUCCUCGACCGCAAUGACAAUGACCCCAAAUUCAUGCUGAGUGGAUACAGCUUCUCCGUCAUCGAGAACAUGCCACCGCUUAACCCAGUGGGAGUGGUCACUGUCACAGACUUCGACAAGGGCGAGAAUGCCCGAGUCAAGCUGUUUGUUGAGCCCGACAACGGCAAGUUUGUCAUUCAGAACGGCACCGGAAACAUCCUGUCCAGCAUCUCCUUUGACCGGGAGAAGGAAAGCAUCUACACCUUCCGGCUAAAGGCAGUGGACGCUGGCGACCCCCCUCGAUCCUCCUAUGUGGGCGUCACCAUUAACGUCCUGGAUGAGAACGACAACGCCCCCUAUGUCACCAAACCUUCCAACUCGUCCUACACAUACCUGAGCCCCGUCACGCCACCGGAGACCCGCGUGGAGGUGGUGGAGGCCGAGGACAUUGAUUCCGGACCCAAUGCCGAGCUGGACUACACCAUCACUGGGGGUAACCCAUAUGGACUGUUUCAUAUUUCGCCAACCACGGGGGAGAUCACCCUGGCACAGGAAUUCACCGGCAAACACAAUGGGCUGCACCGGCUGGUGGUGCAGGUUCGGGACAAUGGGAAGCCGCGCCGUCACACCACCGCACUAGUGCAUGUGUUUGUCAACGACACAAAAACCAACGCGUCGCUGAUUGAGGCCUUGGUGGGGCACAGUCUUUAUACGCCCCUGGACCGGGACAUUGCGGGGGAUCCCAACUAUGCCAUGGCGCAGCGUAGUAACAUCCUGUAUGGAAGCCUGGCCGGGAUCGCUGGGGUUAUCCUGGUCAUUGUGGCUGUGGUGGUCAUCCGGCACAGGUUCCAGAAGGACACCAAGAGCGGCUACCAGGCGGGCAAGAAGGAGAGCAAAGACCUGUAUGCCCCCAAGCAAGGACCCAAAAACUCCAAAGGCAAAAAGAGCAAGAAGGGCAAAGCUCCCAAACCAGCCAAACCUCUGGAAGAGGAUGAGGAGGCCAGCCUCCAGAAAGGCCUUAAGUUCAACCUCAUCAAUGAAGCCGUAAGCGACAGCCCCCGAAUACACUUGCCCCUCAACUACCCGCCCGGUAGCCCCGAUUUGGGGCGCCACUACCGCUCCAACUCGCCGCUGCCAUCCAUCCAGCUUCAACCGCAGUCGCCCUCGGCCUCUAAGAAGCACCAGGCGGUGCAGGACCUCCCGGCGACCAACACCUUCGUGGGCACGGGUGACAACAACUCCACCGGCUCCGACCAAUAUUCGGAUUACAGCUACAAGGCCAACCCGCCCAAAUACAGCAGCAAACAGCUGCCGCAGCGCCGGGUGACCUUCUCCACUGCCAACCAGGCGCAGGACCUGCAGGAUGCUUCCCAGCACAGCUACUACGACAGCGGGCUGGACGAGUCGGAGACUCCCAGUUCCAAGUCGUCGUCCGGGCCUCGGAUCGGCCCGCUGGCACUGCCUGAGGACCACUACGAGCGCACCACGCCCGACGGCAGCAUCGGCGAAAUGGAGCACCCCGAGAACGACCUAAGGCCUCUCCCGGAUGUGGCCAUGACGGGCAACUGCACACGUGAGUGCACCGAGUUUGGACACUCAGAUUCGUGCUGGAUGCCAGGUCAACCGUCGCCCAACCGCAAAGUUUCCAAGGGAGCCGCCGUCCCCCCCAAGCUGUCCACCUUCGUGCCUUACCAGGAUAUGGACGCCACCCGCGAGCCGCCGCCCCCACCGCCUGUGGCCAACAACAGCCCCAAGCCCGUCCCUGUGGAGGAGCGAGGCGUGGGCGGGAGCAGGGUGGCUAACAUGCGCUUCAUGACACCCUAUAGCAGUGCCUACCCCCUGGGGGCCACUGGCCAGACCCCCGCCAAAGACUGCGGCCUGGAGGAGAUCCCCCUCAGCCAGGCGGUGGAGUUCCACUCGGCCACCACCCCGACAGGCCACGCCGCCAAGAGGGAGAUCUAUCUGUGAGGGAGGCCCGCGCACCACGGUAACCAUCGCUUCCAGUUGACGCUGCUCGCCAGAACACCUCACCCUUCAAACACCUCAUCAGCCCUCAAACACCUACCUGUCUUACCACUAAACCACCUCACUGUCACGGUAAAGACCUCACCCGACCCCAAACAACUCACUGCCCCACCCAAACACAUCAUCACCACCACCACCUCACUUUCCCCCUAAACACCUCACCAGGCUUUGAAAAACCUCCCUCACUCUAUCACCUCCCCACUCUAUACACCUUAUGUGAUUUCCAAACACCUCACUUACCGCACCUGAAUACCUCACCACAACCCUAACCACAUCCUUGUCCCAUUAAACCAUUUACUCUUCCACCUGACCCCUCACCAUACCCCAACCACCUCACAACCCCUUUAAACAUCUCACCAGGCCCUCAAACAUCACACCUUACACAACACCCAACCACCUCCCGUAGUACCUCACCAUACCAUUAACAUCUUCUCUGUCAUAAUAAAGACAUUACUUUACCAAACACCCAUGUCACCCGCACCCAGCUCACCUUCUGGUUGAACACAUCUCACUUCCCUCCGAUAUCUCACUUGAUACCUCACUACUUCCCGUAAACAGCUCACUGGACCCCAAAACACCUCCAAAUCCUUCCAUACACUCAUCCUAGGCACUCCCCGGAGAGUGCCCAGUCGAGGUGCGCGCAUCCCCCUUCCUACCGCUCCAACAUCAGCCAAUCAGCAUUGCCCUAACUGUUCCCCCAAACACCUUACUGCCCUAUUAAACUCAUGACUGCCCCGUCCGAACACCUCAGUGCCCCCAAACACCUCACACAAAAGCUCCCACGUACCCAAGCAACUCCCUGCCAGAUUUAACACCUUCACGGACAUAUCCAAACAGCUGGCCAAUGCCCUAUACACCUCACCACCCCUAACAAAUCUCUUAUCGAGCACCUCUCCAACCCUUAAACACCUCACCUGUGCCUGGCUGUGUUAUAGCACAGUCUCCCUUAUCCUCCCUUCCCUUAUGCUCACUGCUCUAGGCCCCACCCACUUGGCUUUGUGCCAGCCAAUCAGCUGUAAAUGAGAAAAUGGAAGGAAUGUAAACAAACAAUGCUUUGUGUCAUUAAUUUUUUUCACCCACCAGCCCCCACAACCCCUCGAGUAGACGAUGUUGUAAAUCCUUUCGCAGUAUUCUGUGUGAAACUAUCUAGCCUGACUUUGGACUUCUUUCUUUGGAUUUUUGGAGAGAAUUUGCCCACAACCAUUCUGGACAUCAAACAGCCUGGCCUAUUUUUUUCCCAAUGUUAUUGUUUUUUUUGUUUGUUUCCAGGACGUUUGACUUGUUUACACAUGGUGGGAAUCGUUUUCUCCCAGUUUCUACAUGUAAAUAUGGUGAAGCUCACGUGACGUCACACUACAGGACUGAUGAGUUUUGCAUGUACAGACCCUGCUGGGAUUAUUAUUAUAUAUAUAUAUAUUUUUUUUUUUUUUUGAGGGGAGGGGGAUAUUUUUUUUCUUCUCUUCAAUAUCACAACACACUCGUGAUGGCACAACACCAUUGGGAAGUAAUCCACAUGCCCAGAGUGGAAGUUUAAAGCUUCCAAGUCAAAACUGAAAUUCUCAGCAUUGUCAUGAUGAGAGCUGAAGGUUGCAUUUUUUUUCUUGAUUGUUGUCGUCGUCCGGAUUAAAUGUUGAAUUCAACAUUUAAACAGAAUUUAUAUUUAAAUCAUCACAAAUGUUAAAGUUGAAUUCAAUUUAAAUUCUAAGCACUGAGAACCGUAGUUUCAUCCAAAGGAGCUUGAAAGUUGACAGGAAAUGUCAAAGCAGCAGCUCACUAUUGACAAAAUUGUUCUUAUGACCGUUGCUUUGUUUUUUUGAAAUUAAUUAGUUGUAUGAGUGUAUCAAGGCAAAUUAUUCCAUUUGGAGGGCUUUAAUGAUGAUUCUUUCAGACAGAAACAAAGCCUGAUGGGUAAAUUGACUUUGUGUGGGUUUUUACAUCUACUCAAAGAUUCAUCCAAAAUGAGUUUCGUUUGACCCCCCCCCCCCCACAACCUGCUCUGUGGCACCCCAUGAGCAGUCUAGUAGUUGGCCAUUUUUGUUUGAUUUUGGCCCCUGUUUUGUUUAAUUGGUCCGUUUCCAGUCGUGUUCAUUUCAAAAGUAGGUUGUGAAGUACGAUUUCCAUUUCAAGGCCCAACAUAUGCUCCUGCCUUCCUCCCCCUCCUCCUCCUUUCGUCUUUCCUCUCCUUUCGUGCCUCCCGAGCGGCCGGCGUGUUUUGCUGCAUGAGGUAAAGAUGGUGGACGGAGGUUAUGCUGACUCUUUGCCACCAAUUAACCUCCACUGACCCUCAGUGGCCUUCUGCCGCCCAUGUUGGUUUUGAGUGAGUGUGUGAGCAAAGAGAAAGAGAGAAUGUAGUUAAUUUCUUAAAGUUUAAAAGCAGCGCAACAAAUUCUUUUUAAGUCUUAAUGUGAGACUUUUUGACCCUCUGAAGAAAAAAAAGAAUUUCUCUUCCCUUCUUUUAUUUAUUAGCCUGACAGAAUCCCCCCCCCCCCCAAAAAAAAAAAAAAAUCACUGCCGUCGCUGGCCUACAAAUUACAUUCAAACUAAACUCCAAAUUUCUGGUGUUUUAAUUUUGGUUUGCAUGGGUAGCCUACAAAAUAACCCACAAAAAAAAGUUUCAAGAUAGCUUGAUAAUAAGACAUAGCGAGUAUGCCAUUUUGUAUCCUUGCUUCCUGAAAAUUUAUGGAAAUAUUAAGUCCACACUCGCAGUUUGACUUGGCAAUUUGGAAGUUAGUGAUAGACAGGUCUAUCAUGAGCAGAUCCACAAACACAACUUUUAAAGGAGCCAUGCCAAAAAAGAUUUGGAAGUUUGCCAUUGUUGUUCGAAACGGUUCAUUUCAUUUCAUCCACUUUCGUGAGUCGCCCAAAAACACCUCAAAAUUUAGUCCAAUUGCUGCUAAAUUCGAACCUUGCCUACCAAACCUGUUCUGAUGAAAAGGCCCUUUUUUGGUUCAUUAGUUAGCGACCAUGCGUGCUUUACAAUUUCCUUUUCACCAAUAUUUCUGCCACCCACUCCAGGAAGAAGUAGUUCAUUAGCCUCAUGGCUAACUUGCCUGUGUUAUAUAUGAGAAUGUUUUUGGAAAUAAUCAAAAAAAUGACCAUAAAAAUAAAUUUUAGCAAGCACGUUGCUACUUUUUUUUGGUUUGAAUCACAAUGUUAAAAAUUACUUAGGCAACCACGUACUUAGGUCAAGCUACAAGUCAAAACCUGUUUGGUUUCCAUCCUUGCAUUGUUUGCUAAUAUUUAGUCUGAAAAAUUCAAACAUUUUGGAGUUAUUAAUUGUAUUUUUGUCACAAUAAACAAAGGACACAAAGUUGAUCCCUUCAGCUUUCAUCGAAGCUCGAAAGUGAAGUUGGGAACAAAUUCAAGCAAACAUUAACCAAGCUCCUCCUUCCCGCACACGCAACAUGCUAACGCUAACACUGAGCUGAGCGCGUCUUACAUUCACGCCGCCGGGUGCCUUGUGGAGUGCGUACCGCACGAGUGGCAAGAGUCCGAAUCUUUUGGUUUCUGGAAACGGGGAAGUCGGGUUUCGUGAGAAAAAACAGGUUGUUAACAUUUCUAAAGAAGGAAAAUAAACUGUUCAAGUAUUUUGUAUUCCAAAACAAAAUCGGACAACUUGACACUCAAAUUUGAAAUGUUUCUUUACGAUUGAGUGAUAAGCAUUGGAAUCGACAUUUCCCACAAUUCAUUUUUUUUCCUCAACUGUGUAUUAUAACUCUGAGCAUGAAACAAGCAGACUUUAUAAAUAUGAAAAUGUUUUUUGGGCUGUCACAUUUUUCUUAGGUGAUCAGUCAAUCGUUGCUUUCUUGUAUCAAUAUGCGCUCAAUGUUUUUAUUUAUUUAAUUUUUCUCUUUUUGAACAAAACAUAAGUGAGCGGGCACACUGUGUUUUUAUACUUCCAAAAAUCAGAAGUUGAUGACGUUGGCGCCAUUCAAAAUGGGAAAACAUCUCAGAAAAUCGGUCAACGUCUGACAAGUCCAAAUCAUGACUUUGAAUACCAAUUUGUCACGAUCUCUCAUGUUAACGAUACAUUUUAGCCGCUAACAGGAAGUUGUGUUUCUUCGAAUGUGUUGGGAAAAAAAAAUGUUAAUCUCAAAUUAAUUACGCAGGAAUUAAAUGAAGUUGACACUUGAUCAUUGCAGACGUUCAGCUGAAAUAAUUUCAGACAUCAAUGGAAGUUUGUGUCUUAGAGUGUGUUUCAAAUGACGAAAUUGUAAGUUCGUAAAGUCAAAAUGAUUCAAUUCACCAAAAGGAAAUUGACGAAAAAAGCGAAGCAAAUUAGGUCAAAUGUACGAGGAAUGCAAAUGAUAACAUGUUAAAUAUCUUUAGAUUUUUUUUCUCUUAGUCAUAACAGUAACCCAUUCAAUAUUUUAUUUAAAAAAAAAGCUCUUAAAGCUCUUUGUUGCUUUAUUAAAAGAAAUGUCGAGUGUAAUGUUUAAGUCGCCUAAACAGUUUGUUGUUAUCUAUUGGUUAAAAAAUGGACACCUUUAAAAUGAUUAAAGUGACGAAAACAAAUCAGUGUUCCCAGAAUCUAAUGGGAAAAAAAAACCUACGGUAAACUAAAAAGCAGUGUUUGAAAAAUUCCAUCAACUUGUGAAUUGGACUGAAUUUGUAUUUAUUUAUGUUUUGUUUUUUAGUACCACAUUUGUUAAUUAUGAUUUUGAUUCAAAGAGCGUAACAAGUUGAUGAGUUAAUUCUGUAAAAUCAACUUGAUCAUAAUGCGUGAAAAAAAUAACCACAAAUUAAGUCAAACAUAUGAGAAGCGUAAAUAUAUGACGUAUUACCAGGUAAUUGUUUCCUAUUUCAAAAACAACCCUCAUUAGUUUUUUUGUUUUUUCGACAAAAAAACCCACACAAAAAAUGGUGAUAGUUUUCAACUGCCAUAAUGCGUGGAAAGACCAUCUUUGAAGUAAUUGUGAGAUAAUUCUCAAACCGGAUUUGUUCCAUGAAAAUUUGCUUCACCGUCUCAGUUGCAAUUACGUUAUUUACAUCAGAAUCAUGACAGAAAGCUGACUUAAAGUCAUGUUAUCACUCUGUGAAAAAAUAAAAAUAAAAAAUAAAUUAAGUGAGACAGACAUACGAGAAGUGCAAAUGAACGUUUUAAAUGUAUUAUUGUAGUUCAUGGUUUAAUAUUAAAAAAAAAACUUUGAUUUUAAAAUAUUUUUCUAUUAUCUCAAACUGGCUGAUUAAAAAAAAACGCACCGCAUUUUUAUAAUGUAAACGUGUAAUUUGCAAACGUGAUUU
Messenger RNA from Hippocampus zosterae (dwarf seahorse), 9559 nucleotides. Its product is annotated as protocadherin-1-like. Bases 605 to 4258 code for a protein of 1217 amino acids. Gene Ontology annotation, cellular component: plasma membrane. Gene Ontology annotation, biological process: homophilic cell-cell adhesion. The record is from RefSeq and is a predicted model, not a curated record. The transcript is spliced from 5 exons. Lineage: Eukaryota; Metazoa; Chordata; Actinopteri; Syngnathiformes; Syngnathidae. Gene Ontology annotation, molecular function: calcium ion binding.